Messenger RNA from Cuculus canorus (common cuckoo), 582 nucleotides. RefSeq names its product small integral membrane protein 7 (gene SMIM7). The record is from RefSeq and is a predicted model, not a curated record. The transcript has 5 exons. Lineage: Eukaryota; Metazoa; Chordata; Aves; Cuculiformes; Cuculidae. Bases 47 to 274 code for a protein of 75 amino acids.
CCGGACGCGCCGCCGCCCCUUCCGCCUGCCGGGCCGCGGCGCCGCCAUGCUUGGGGACCUGCUGCUCUGCGGGACGCUGCUGGUCAACGCGGGCGCCGUCCUCAACUUCAGGCUGAGGAAGAGAGACACGGAGGGGUUCGGCGAGGAGCCCAGGGAGCCCACGACUGGUGACAAUAUCAGAGAGUUCUUGCUGAGUCUCAGGUACUUUCGCAUCUUCAUCGCCCUGUGGAAUAUCUUCAUGAUGUUCUGCAUGAUUGUGUUAUUUGGAUCUUGAAAGUCAUCCACAAACACUCCUGCUACCUUGGAAGAGACUUUUUGGCUGGAAACACAACUUUUCUAUAUAGCAAAAGGUUACAAUGCUUUCCAAACGCAGCCCCGGGAUGGUGGUCCGUUCUCUGGUACGAGUUCCUAACGCACUUGAGGGACAGGACACGUUCAGCUGCUCCAGGCAGUCCUGUCUGAACAUGGUGCACGUGGGUUUACUCACUGCCGGUGGGAUCGAGCCCUUAGGCCCCUGAACCCAAAUCUUCACAGUGAAAUCACUUCAACUUUCCUGAAAUAAAGAGAACUUUGAGUUGUUUU